CCGACCGGUAAUUCCCCACUGGCACCCAGUGAUCGCGAAGUAUCGCCAACGAAGGACAGACCUGUGUAUAAACAACACAGAUCUCUCCCCUGUCAGCUCCUGCACACUGCUUUGUAUGGCUAUGUAAAGCAAUGUGCUUACAGUGAAGCACAAACACACGGCCCUAUAGUAAAACACUCCCAGCACACAGUUAACCCUUUCAUCGCCCCUCAUGUUUACCCCUUCCUGCCCAGUGUCAUUAGUACAGUGUCAGUAAUUUUUAUUAGCACUGAUCACUGUAUUGGUGUCACUGGGGAUGUCAGUGACACCAAGUCAGUUCCCCCCAGUGUUAGAAUGCCCGCCGCAGUCCCGCUAUAGGUCACUAA
Messenger RNA from Staurois parvus, 365 nucleotides. Lineage: Eukaryota; Metazoa; Chordata; Amphibia; Anura; Ranidae. The record is from the annotation of a GenBank genome assembly.